Phyllostomus discolor (pale spear-nosed bat) is the source of this 2232-nucleotide messenger RNA. RefSeq names its product olfactory receptor 2D2-like. Gene Ontology annotation, molecular function: G protein-coupled receptor activity; olfactory receptor activity. Bases 229 to 1155 code for a protein of 308 amino acids. Gene Ontology annotation, cellular component: membrane. Gene Ontology annotation, biological process: G protein-coupled receptor signaling pathway. The record is from RefSeq and is a predicted model, not a curated record. The transcript has a single exon. NCBI's taxonomy places the organism in Eukaryota, Metazoa, Chordata, Mammalia, Chiroptera, Phyllostomidae.
AGAAAUGAAUGUACCAUUUUGUAAAGAUUUAACUUUCACAAAAUUGAAAAUGUUUCAUCUAAAGCAGCAUGAUCAUUCUGUAAAAACCCUAUAAAGAAGAUUCUUGAAAUGGUUGGUAGUGAGUGGAGGCAAUUUCCAAGUCCUCCAACUCUGAAUUAUAUAAUUUCCUAGGUUAUGCACGUCUAUGUUUAUCAUGUAGUGACUUUGUACUGAAAAAGGAGACAAACUAUGAGAGAGAGCAAUCAGACACAGGUGACAGAAUUCUUCCUUCUGGGACUCUCUGACAACCCACAUACCCAGCAGCUACUAUUCAUCUUAUUCCUGGGAAUUUACCUUGUCACUGUGGUUGGAAAUCUGCUUCUUGUGUCCCUUGUACUGGUUGACUCCCUGCUUCAUACACCUAUGUAUUUCUUUCUCUGCAAUUUAUCUCUGGCUGACUUCUGCUUCUCUACAAGCACUGUUCCUCAGGCCCUUGUCCACCUGCUAUUUAAAAAGAAAGUCAUUUCAUUCACACGUUGUGCAGCUCAGCUUCUACUUUUCCUCAUUUUUGGGGCUACACAGUGUGCCCUUUUGGCAGUGAUGUCUUAUGAUCGGUAUGCAGCCAUCUGUAACCCGUUGCGUUACUCCAGCAUCAUGACUUGGAGGGUGUGUGUCCAGCUGGCUGUGGGAUCAUGGACCAGUGGCAUUCUUGUGUCUGUGGUAGACACCACCUUCACACUAAGGCUACCCUACAGAGGCAGCAAUAGUAUUGAACAUUUCUUUUGUGAGGCACCUGCGCUGUUGAGCCUGGCAUCCACAGAUGCCUGGACUGCAGAGAUGGCCAUUUUCAUCAUGGGGGUUUUGAUUCUCCUCAUACCUGUUUCCCUAAUCCUGGUAUCCUAUGGCCACAUCAUAGUGACUGUGGUCAGGAUGAAGUCAGCUGCAGGACGACUCAAGGCAUUUUCUACCUGUGGCUCCCACUUCCUGGUGGUCACUAUUUUUUUUGGGUCAACAAUUGUCAUCUACAUGACACCAAAGUCCUCAAAAGAACAGAAAAAACUGCUGUCUGUCUUCUACACAAUGGUGACUCCCAUGCUUAAUCCCCUCAUCUACAGCCUGAGGAACAAGGACGUGAAGGAAGUUCUGAGGAAAGUGGCUGCAAGGAUUUUUUUAUGAAGGCUCUGAAAUUGCCACUGAAAGCGAGACCCGCCUGGUUCCCUACUUUAAAGACUUGCUCAGUAGUUUCCUCAGCAAGACUAGAAUGGGGUAUGAGUCUCAUCCUUGAGCCUUUCCAUGGACCCUACCCUCCAAGCUUUACUCAGCACUUCCUCAGUAAAAGAAGAAGGAAAAUGGUUCAUGGAGCAAUAGGAAGGAGGGCUUCCUUCUGGCUGGUCUUUGGGCAUCUAAGAGUUAGGAAAUGCCCUGAGAAGCAUUCACAUUGUAUGAGCCCUGGAACCUGUGACAUCUACCUUAUUAAAUCAUGCUAUGUAUUAAUAUCUAUGUAAUGCAGAACCUACUCCAAUUCCUUUGCUUUAUAUUUUAAUAUUUCUUUGCAUCAUCGUAUAAUAAAUUAACAAUACUGCGUAAUUAUUCACUAUGAGCUAGGUGCCACAUGUACAUGUGCAUGCACAUGUACCUUCAUACAAGGGUGGGCAAAAGUAGGUUAACUGUUGUGAGUACAAGAAACACAGAGUUUAAUCUUGAAUUAUUAUUUAAUUAUUUAUUUGUUAUUCUAUUAUUUUCUUGUAUUGUUUGUAACCUAUUUUGCCUAUCCUUGUAUAUUUUUGAGGUUGGUAGUGAAGAGCAGGGCUAUAAUGAAGUAGAAUUUAUGGGUUUUACUGUACUUGUUACAGUCUUAUUAGAGACAUGAGUACUAUAUCUAUUAGGACCACCUUUAUAAAUGUAAGAACAGGGUUUUGGAAAACAGGAAGAAAUAGUGAUAACCCAGAGCAGCAAGAGUAAGAAGCUAUUAGCAAUCCUGGGCCCAAAAUACCAAGAAGAAGCAACCAGAACUUGGAGAGGGUAGCUCUGUAUAGAAGGCCACCAGGCAGGAGCUGUGGACUUGGUAUAUGGAGGUGAGGAAGCCCUAGGAGUAAAUGUUUCCAAGACAUUCUCAACAUGCCUUCUGAUUACCUGUUACUGUAUUAAAAACAAAAUGCAGGCUAAACUCCUGAUGUGAAGAUCCUUAAUUUAGUCACAUCAAAAAAUCCUUUUUACCAUGUAAGGUGACAUAUGUACAGAGAGGACUAGGAC